This is a messenger RNA of Salvelinus fontinalis (brook trout), 726 nucleotides long. RefSeq names its product heat shock protein, alpha-crystallin-related, b11 (gene hspb11). The coding region runs from base 105 to 506 and encodes 133 amino acids. Gene Ontology annotation, cellular component: intraciliary transport particle B; cilium; centrosome. Gene Ontology annotation, biological process: intraciliary transport. The record is from RefSeq and is a predicted model, not a curated record. Lineage: Eukaryota; Metazoa; Chordata; Actinopteri; Salmoniformes; Salmonidae. The transcript is spliced from 5 exons.
GAAAAACUGCGACAAAAAUUGUUAGCACGUUGGCUUGGGAACGAAAUAAGACUUUGUUUACCUAGCUAGAUUUGCUUGCAAGUCGUGAUUUGUUGGCCAAAACGAUGAUAGAUCAUGCUUUAGGUUCUUUGGGUGCUCAGAUUGUCUUGGCUGCGUCCAGUGAUGAGAAUCAUCCUCCAGAAAACAUUAUUGACGGGAACACUGAAACAUUUUGGAUGUCCACUGGAAUGUUUCCACAGGAGUUCAUAAUCCGUUUCGCUGAAUCUAUGAAAAUUGCCCUUGUGACAAUGCACUGUUAUAAUGUUAAGACUCUUAAAAUUGAGAAGAGCAUCUCAGAUGAUGCUACUGACUUUGAAGCUAUUUCAGAAAAAGAAUUUGAACACACAGAGGGGCAUCUUCAAACAAAUGAUUUUCCACUAAAUGGAACGACUGCAACACACUUGCGCUUCAUCGUUACCUCUGGAUAUGAUCAUUUUGUCUCGGUACACAGCAUCAGUGUAGAGUGAUGAAAUAUAUAGUACCUUCUCAUAAUGUACAGCUCUACUUAUUAAGGGGUUUGUCUGAAUAUCUAAUAUGUUUUACAUUGCAUCAUUUUGUUGUUGUUUAUACCUUUUUUGUAAUGAAACAGGAUUUAAUGUUACAUCACCUGAGGCACAAUUAAUAGUUUGUUUCAUUCUACCUGUUCACCAAAUCCAAAUUGCAAUAAAAUCUGUUCAAUAAAUCUGA